UAUUUCCACUAGUUUUGCACCACCAUCAUCAGAUAAGUAGCCCAAACAUGUCUACCAAACACCUGCUAGUGUUGUUCCUUGCAGUGGUGGUUCUCACCACUUCCUCCUUCGCCGACCACCACAAACCACCGUCGGAGCACAAGCCACCAUCAACCGUAGAAGAUGGUAAGAAACCUCCCAUGGGAGCAAAGCCACCUCCAAAACACAAACCACCAACCCCUCAAGAUGUUGAAAUAGAAGACGGUAAAAAACCAACACCACCACCAAAGAAGAAACCACCAACCCCUGAAUAUAUUGAAGUAGAAGAUGGUAAGAAACCAACACCACCACCAAAGAGGAAGCCACCAACCCCUGAAUAUAUUGAAGUAGAAGAUGGUAAGAAACCAACACCACCACCAAAGAAGAAACCACCAAGCCCUAAAUAUAUUGAAGUAGAAGAUGGUAAGAAACCAACACCACCACCAAAGAAGAAGCCACCAACCCCUGAAAAUGUUGAAGUAGUAGAAGAUGGUAAGAAACCUCCCAAGGGAGAAAAGCCGCCGCCGAAGCACAAGCCACCAACAGCUGCAGUGGAGGAGGAGGUUGAAGAUGCAACCAAGCCACCCACUGGAAAGAGUCCUCCUAAGAAGCCUCCACCAACCAGUUCCAACUGAGAGGCUUGCUUCGUUAAGAUGGUUGCAUUCUAGAUUAAAUAAAAGACCAGUUUGUAUACUGGUUAAUAUGCUUCAUUGUGAGUCAAGUAUUUCUGUGAAUCAGUUGUAUGAAUAGUUGGAAUGUUCAUGUGGUUGUCUAGUCAUUGUAAUGUUUGACUUUGCUAGUAGCUAAUGGGCAUGCAUGCAACAAUUUGUUUGUGCUAAUCAUGCAAGGCAUUGAAUAUCAUAUGUAUGAAUAUUCAGUUUGUGGAACCAACAUUGUCAUAUUGUUUCUGAAUGCAAAAAUCAUUUUGUUCA
Camellia sinensis is the source of this 950-nucleotide messenger RNA. RefSeq lists its product as uncharacterized. NCBI's taxonomy places the organism in Eukaryota, Viridiplantae, Streptophyta, Magnoliopsida, Ericales, Theaceae. The record is from RefSeq and is a predicted model, not a curated record.